GUUGCAAUGGUUCCGGUCCUGGCACAUGCACGGCAGCCCAUGUUUGCCCUGUCCGAUGCCAAGGCGAUCGACACGUCUGCCUCCCGCAUACUAUCAGCCUCGCAACGUCGCAGGGUGGCCUUCGCGACUCGGGCAUCCGCGGCUCUGGUUAUGGGACCAUGUGAUCACGCCGAGGCGGCGCGCACAGGUGGCCGUUUGGCUGGCCACUGCACGGCCCACCUCUCACGCAAGAGGGGAAACAUCCUGAGCUUCGGCGGCCCGCGCGACCGCCCAGCAUCUGCGGGCUAUCGAGCUUCCGCGUCGGUGUGCCUACACGCUCUUCCCCCCACAUUCUCCGCCUCGGACCCUGCGGCACUUGCAAGGGCCCCGCUCCUUAUCAGCGGCAUCAUUUCGUACCCUGACCUAGCGGCGGGAAUUGACUUGGAGGCCCUACCGCUGUGGGCGUCCUUCCUGUGGCUAAUUGCUGCCAACGUAGCAGGCCUGGCGCUGACUAUCGCCGUGCUCCGCAACCUGCAGGACUCAGGCGAGGCGCUGACGGUGGUCAAGGUACAGGUUGCCAUGCGCGAGCGCAGGCCUCAGCUGCAAUCCAAGCUGCGCGAGCUCAAUUCCAUGAUUCAGGUCGGUCAGCAGGGCGCCUGGCUCAUCCUAGAGGAAGCCAUCCUGCAGCUGAUAGAGCACCAGGGCACCAUCGCCUACGCAUCCGUCGCACAGGAGCAGCUGUCCAGCAAGAAGCGCGCGUACACGGUCUUUGGCGAGUUAGCCGAGGCGGAGGCGGCUAAAGCCAAUCGAGAGGAGGCUGUUGUGCGCCAUAUGGGUGAUACAUCUGACGAGGAUGACACGUCGAGUGCAGCGGCAGGCGGUGGCAUCUUCGGCGGCCUAAUGGGGGGCUUGGGACUGAACCGAGGCAAGCCAGCCAAAGAGCUAACCGUAAUCACGCUUCUGCUAGCCGCUCGCGGCAAGCUCGACAUCCCAACGCAGGUGACCGACUGGCCCAGCCUCCGACACACGCUACAGCAGGUGACCGGCCUUAGCAGCGAUCGCGUCAUGGCCGUGGAGCUCUUGUGGACCCCGCGCAACGAAUCUGACUACCUAACCAAGGACCAGCUUGAGAGGGAUUACCCGGACCUCGCGCCCUUUGGCAGCAAGAACUUGGAGGCCAGCCAUCCGUGA
Molecule: messenger RNA, 1170 nt
Organism: Volvox carteri f. nagariensis
Lineage: Eukaryota; Viridiplantae; Chlorophyta; Chlorophyceae; Chlamydomonadales; Volvocaceae
Exons: 9
Coding region: 7-1170 (387 amino acids)
Source: RefSeq, a predicted model, not a curated record